GCUUUGGGGCCGGGGCUGGGGGUGUUGCUGGUGGGCAGCCCCACUGUCCUGGGGGUCUGGGGGAACAAAGACUGCAUGGGCUGUCCCCGAGGAGCAAGCAGGCUCAGGGUGUCGCGGCUACGCCUCGGUGACCUCUUGGGCUCGCUGCUUCACGUGGUUCCAGUAUGUUCCAUAAGGAGACCAUGGUCGCUUUUAGGGAAAUGUCCGAAAAACUAAGAAGAUGCAGAAAGGAGCUGACAGCGGCUAUUGACCGCGCCCUCGAAGGGGUCAGGCGUUCCCAGGAGCCCGGCCUGGCCACCGGCACCCAGGCUGUGCGCGGGGCACCCCAUGGGGGUCGAGAGAGCCCGGACCACGUGCUGCCCUGUGGCCCGGGGAACACCAAGCCGCAACCUGUGUGGCCUCGGAGGAAACCCCUGAGCAGCAGGGAGAAUGUGCUGCUGCACCCCUCCGUCUGGAGAGCCGCAGGAGACGCGGAGAACUGGAGGGAGAAAAGCUUCAGGAAAGAUGCAGAGGGAGAUGUUAAAGCUGACUCAAACUUGCUACUCAGCAGUUCCAGCCAAGAAGUCACCAAGGACCUGCUUGAUAUGAUCGACCACACAAGUAUCCGAACUAUUGAAGAAUUGGCUGGAAAACUAGAAUUUGAAAACGAAUUGAACCGCGUGUGUGGUCACUGCCAAGAUUCACCCUUCCAGGAGGAAGCAUGGGCCCUGCUUCUGGAUGAGAGCCCUCUGAAGGUCUCAGAUGGUGACCCCGGCAGCCUCAAGCAGGCUUUUGAUGAUCAGAGUAUCAUCGAGACUGUUCUGGACUUGGAAGAAGACUACAACUUAAUGACCUAUUUCAAGUACCAAGCUGAGUAAGGAGAGUCUAGUUCAGCUUUGCUUCUUUACAGCAGGAGGCUGCCUACAUGGAGCCUGUGCAGAGGCAGCCACAGUGGUCACCCAAGGCCGUGCUUGUCCCAGGGCUGCAACUCCAGUCACCAAGCCCCUUUUUACUUUGUUACUUGUGUUCUUUCAGCUGAGAGCCCAAUCUUUGUAUUCUGUUGCUUUGAAAUGUUUCUUACUGAUUUUUUUGACUUUUGAAAGUUUCUUUUUGAUUGAUGUUCAAUAUAGCCAAUACCCACACCCAGGCAGGUGUGAGUUGUACCUCUA
Cavia porcellus (domestic guinea pig) is the source of this 1148-nucleotide messenger RNA. It is a transcript of the gene CUNH3orf62, whose product is annotated as chromosome unknown C3orf62 homolog. NCBI's taxonomy places the organism in Eukaryota, Metazoa, Chordata, Mammalia, Rodentia, Caviidae. Bases 165 to 857 code for a protein of 230 amino acids. The record is from RefSeq and is a predicted model, not a curated record. The transcript has 3 exons.